AUAACGCGUCACCGCUGCGAAUGGAUCCCAAACUGGAUUUCUGUGAGCGGAGACGCACAUUUGCAUGAUGCGGUGAUAUUCGGUACAGUCCCUCAAGACUAGUCGUUACAGCGAGGAGAAUCCCCCCACCUCAUGACUGUCACGUCAGAGAAGGAGAUCCAAGAUGGCGCUCAGUCCUCCAACGAUACUGAUCAUCGCCCAAGUUGUCGUCAUUGUAGCGUUCCUGCGCGUGUACUUCUUCCCCGACGAGGAUAGCGACCUCAACUUCGGUGGUCCUUCAGCCAGAAUCGCAGCCUACAUCAACGACUCAUACGACUAUAUCAUUGUCGGAGCAGGGACUGCCGGGUCCGUCCUAGCCAAUCGUUUAUCAGAGAAGAGUCACGUGACAGUACUAGUUUUGGAGGCGGGUCCUACAGACCAGAAUAACCCCAUGUUGGACAUCCCGAUCGCAGCCUGGCAGCAAGCAAGGACCUCGGAGGUCGACUGGAAGUAUCUCACAGUGCCACAGAGACACUCCUGCAAGGCGCUAGAGGAUCAGAGAUCGCGUUGGGUAUCUGGAAAGGUCCUCGGUGGGACCAGCCAGUUGAAUAACAUGGUGUAUGCCAGAGGUCAUCACCAUGACUACGACAGCUGGGCAGCCAAUGGAUGUUCAGGGUGGAGCUACAAGGAUGUUCUACCAUACUUCAAGAAGUCAGAGACCAUGCAAGACCCUGACCUCGCUAGAUAUAUACACCAUGGACGACGUGGGCCCCUGGCCGUGAGGACUGACCGGUUCACAUCCCUAGGGGAGGUGUUCGUGAGGGCGGGACAGGAGCUGGGAUACGCCCAUACUGAUACCAAUGAUGGAAACCAAGAAGGGUUCGGCUAUGGACAGUCCACGGUCAAGGACGGAAGAAGGAUGAGCACGUCCAGGGCGUUCUUGUGGCCGGCCAUGACUCGACCUAAACUCCACGUCACGGCCAACGCACAUGUCACCAAGGUGUUGCUGGAGGACGACCAGGCCGUGGGGGUGCAGUACAUCCAGGACGACCGCGUGAGGACAGUGAGGGCCAGAAAGGAGGUCAUACUGUCUGCCGGAGCUGUGGGGUCGGCACAUCUACUCAUGCUUUCGGGAAUAGGCCCACGUAGACAUCUGGAAGCAAAUAAGAUUCACGUGCACGCUGACCUCCCUGUUGGGGCCAAUCUACAGGAUCACGUGACCAUACCGCUAAGGAUAUUAACCAAGCGUAAAGUGUCGAUCUCACAGGCUCAAACUGACUCGCUAAUGACAUGGAUGAAAUAUUUCAUUUUCAAAACAGGUUAUAUGACAGCAAAUGGUAUAGAAGCAGCAGCAUUUGUACGGACUAUUCCUGACCUGCCAACCCCGGAUCUUGGUAUUGAAAUGUCGGUGAUGUGGCUUCAGCCGUCGACUAUGAGGACGCUGUUCAACGUUGAUGAUCAGGUAAUCCGGGAAACGGGGUGGAAGAAGGAAGAAGGAUUUUUGAUGUUUCCAAUGUUGCUGAAACCACGAAGUUUUGGCAGUACCCGACUCCGUGACUCAAACCCCCUUGAAUACCCGCUGAUAGACCCAAACUACCUCUCACACCCAGAGGAAAUCAAGAUUCUCAUUAAAGGAAUUCGCACUAUUCAAAAACUCCUGAAGACAAAUGCCUUUCGCCAAAUUGGCGCCAAGCUGGAGAACGCCCCUUUGUCUGUCUGCAUCCAUCUAAAGUUCGACUCCGAUGCGUACUGGGAGUGCUACAUCCGGGGACUGACGGUGUCAGCCUCUCACCCGAGCGGCACGUGCAAGAUGGGCACAGCAGACGACCCAACGUCUGUGGUAGAUCCACUGCUGAGGGUGAAGGGCGUGUCAGGCCUCCGGGUCGUCGACGCUUCAAUCAUGCCCACCAUCGUAUCCGGCAACACCCACGCUGCCACCGUCAUGAUUGCUGAGAAGGCCGCGGACAUCAUUAAAGAAACUUUGUGACGUACAACAUUGACACAUACGAAACUGAAACUUUAACAAGAACUACUCUUUUCUAUGACUCCAUUAUCUUUGAUUUUGUAAAUUGAACAAUGGUCUGCACUUUA
This is a messenger RNA of Haliotis rufescens (red abalone), 2070 nucleotides long. Its product is annotated as alcohol dehydrogenase [acceptor]-like. The coding region runs from base 164 to 1966 and encodes 600 amino acids. Lineage: Eukaryota; Metazoa; Mollusca; Gastropoda; Lepetellida; Haliotidae. The transcript is spliced from 12 exons. Gene Ontology annotation, molecular function: oxidoreductase activity, acting on CH-OH group of donors; flavin adenine dinucleotide binding. The record is from RefSeq and is a predicted model, not a curated record.